UCCUCUGGAACUCAAACCACCCAAAAGCCUCUGGCGAGAGGAAAACCUAGAGAGAGAAAGUGCUUCCUAGAGAGAGAAAAAGAUGAGAGAGAUCCUACACGUUCAGGGCGGCCAAUGUGGGAACCAGAUCGGUUCAAAGUUUUGGGAAGUUGUGUGCGAUGAACAUGGAAUCGACCCGACGGGUCGGUACACUGGGAACUCGGACAUUCAACUGGAACGAGUCAACGUUUAUUACAAUGAGGCGAGUUGUGGCAGAUUUGUGCCAAGGGCCGUGCUCAUGGAUCUCGAGCCAGGGACCAUGGAUAGUGUGAGGACUGGUCCAUAUGGCCAAAUAUUCAGGCCUGAUAAUUUCGUUUUUGGGCAAUCAGGGGCUGGGAAUAACUGGGCUAAGGGCCAUUACACUGAAGGGGCUGAGCUCAUUGACUCGGUUCUUGAUGUUGUGAGAAAAGAGGCUGAGAAUUGUGAUUGUCUUCAAGGUUUUCAGGUUUGCCAUUCAUUGGGUGGAGGAACUGGUUCGGGAAUGGGGACACUGUUGAUUUCAAAGAUAAGGGAAGAGUACCCAGAUCGUAUGAUGCUUACUUUUUCAGUGUUUCCGUCGCCAAAGGUGUCGGACACGGUUGUGGAGCCUUACAAUGCGACGCUUUCAGUGCAUCAGCUUGUGGAGAAUGCUGAUGAGUGUAUGGUGCUUGACAAUGAAGCCCUCUAUGAUAUUUGUUUCCGCACUCUAAAGCUCACCACCCCUAGUUUUGGUGACCUGAAUCACCUCAUCUCAGCCACCAUGAGUGGAGUCACUUGUUGCCUAAGGUUCCCUGGUCAACUAAACUCUGACCUCCGGAAACUUGCCGUAAACCUGAUCCCAUUCCCUCGCCUCCACUUCUUCAUGGUCGGUUUCGCCCCUCUCACCUCUCGUGGCUCUCAACAAUAUCGAGCCCUAACUGUCCCUGAACUCACCCAACAAAUGUGGGAUUCCAAAAACAUGAUGUGUGCUGCUGACCCUCGCCAUGGCCGCUAUCUUACUGCCUCUGCUAUGUUUAGAGGCAAAAUGUCGACUAAAGAGGUUGAUGAACAAAUGAUCAAUGUCCAAAACAAAAACUCCUCUUAUUUUGUUGAAUGGAUCCCUAACAAUGUGAAAUCGAGUGUUUGUGAUAUUCCUCCUAAAGGGUUAUCGAUGGCCUCUACAUUUAUCGGGAAUUCGACUUCCAUUCAGGAGAUGUUCAGGAGGGUGAGUGAGCAGUUUACUGCUAUGUUUAGGAGGAAGGCUUUCUUGCACUGGUAUACUGGAGAGGGAAUGGAUGAGAUGGAGUUUACUGAGGCGGAGAGCAACAUGAAUGAUUUGGUCUCUGAGUAUCAGCAAUACCAAGACGCCACUGCUGAUGAUGAGGCUGAUUAUGAAGAUGAGGAUGAAGGUGUUCAUGAAGAGAACUGAACGCAAGACUCUCUCUCUCUCUCUCUGUUUAUGAUCUAUCUAUUUAUCUGAGUGGGUGGUUGUAGUGUAUCGGAGGAGUUUAGAGAGUGGUGUUUUGGUGGAUUUGUUGCUACCUCCUCUUCUCCUUACUGUCAUUACUGCUAUUUUGGCGUGUGUGGACGAUGAGGACUUUAUGGUUGGUUAGGGCUUCUGAGUUCUGUGCUUGUUCCUGGUGUUGAAGAUUGAUCAGUAUUUGCAUUAUAGAAAUAUUACACACUCAGAUCUAUAUAUCGUUGUGCCUAGUGGAAUAGUCUUUGUACUGGGAUCUGGUUUUCAAAUCGAAGGCACACUUUUUGUAGUGAAUUAUCGCUUUUUGAGCGAGCACAUUGAUAAGAUUUCCAGCCAUCUUCCAUGC
This is a messenger RNA of Amborella trichopoda, 1820 nucleotides long. RefSeq names its product tubulin beta-4 chain. Gene Ontology annotation, biological process: microtubule-based process. The record is from RefSeq and is a predicted model, not a curated record. Gene Ontology annotation, molecular function: GTP binding; structural constituent of cytoskeleton; GTPase activity. Gene Ontology annotation, cellular component: microtubule. NCBI's taxonomy places the organism in Eukaryota, Viridiplantae, Streptophyta, Magnoliopsida, Amborellales, Amborellaceae.